UUACAAAAACAAAUGCGAUUUGUAAUGCAAACUGAACUGUAAACUGAACAUAUGUGAUGUGGUGCCUUGAUUUAUGUUGAAUGUGCUCGCAACCCCAAUCAUUUGGAUCUCAAAUCAAGGUUCAUUAUUGACAUGAAAAGAAAGGUUAUUAAUUGGUGCCAGCGCCUCAAAACACUGACAGAGUACACCAGAAAGGGAGCUGCAAUUUGUCUCACUUCCCAAGAAACUUAAAACUUAUGUAACACUUGUUCCUUAGAACUUCACACCGGCAAACAGUUAAUUAUUGAUUUGAUCUAAUGGAUUCUCUAUUCAUUGAAUUCAAUAUCUUCCACUGAAACAUUUUGAUUGUAAAUGUACUGGGAGACGCCAGUGUGCCGUUGUGUGCAUUCUGGAGUGGCUUUUUGAGGGCAUUUUCGAGCACCGGGGCCCUGCACACCUGCAUGUGUACGUGUAGUUGUACAUAUUUUUGUGUGAUGCCACUUUGCACAGACAAAUACAAAAAUGUGCUGCAUCAGCAAGUGAAAGGUCAGCAAUCGCAGAGCCUAUGGAACUCAUACCCGUGCACGAUAGGUAGGCCGCUCGUAGGCUUUCUAACGAGAGAGAGGUGAAGUCAACUGUGGUUGAGACCACGAUUGAUUGAGGUCUGUGAGUCUUACGAGGGGAAAAAAACAGGUGGAGCAGCAACGCAAAGUAUGAGUGAACCAGAGAGCAUUCAUAAUGGCCAAAGUCUCAGAAGCACAAGAUAUCAAGAAUCAUUCCAUGCUGAUGGAUUAUUUCUGGCGAAUUUUGCACUCUUUGUUAGUCAGCUGCUAAGCGAUGGAAGACUCUUUGAAUCGCAGGAAUCGGCAUGAUUCUUUCUUUGUGGAUUUCUGUGAAACUUGAGCACUGUGUCGUGAACUGGUGAUCAUGGAUUCAUCAAUAGCUGUCUUUGGCAAUACAUGACAGUGAGCAAAAGGAGAGACUGCCUCCCUGUGGCUCCGAGGGUCACCGCUGUUUACAACACAGCAUAAGUUUCAUAAUAUUCACAUACAUUUAAUUUCUAAAACAGACCUAAGGACCAAGUUAUUCAUAUCAGGGAAGAUUUUAAAAAUGGUAUCAGUUAAAAAAAAACAUUGGCAGAGAUUUGUAGAGGUGUUACAUAUUGAUAUUCAGCCAUUUCCUAACUACUGAGAAUUAACAUGAUCAGUGUCUCUGCAUCAAUGAAUUCAUUAUUAAUAUAACAGUAAGGCAAUUUGGGCAAAUUUGUUAUUUCAUAAGUGUGUAUUGAACCCCUAGCCCUUUGCAUUAAUCAGUACCCAGGAAGUCAAGCUAAGCUUCAAAAAGGUUGGUGACCUCUGUGCUCGAGGUUGCCGGGAUGACUGAGUCAUCAUUUUCACUGUAACUGCCAAAUGCAAAGUCUCGGCAUUUCCAUAAAGGUGCUUCACUUUAUUUGCAGGUUGGUAUUUUCAGACGUGUUCAUUUGUCAAACACUGAAAAUGAAUUCAGGUGGGUGCUCCCCUGUUUCUUCUCACACAAAUAAAUCUGACUCUUGAACCUGCAUGUAUUUAAACUGAAACUUGUCAUCUAAUCGGAGAAGGGGGUUCCCUGAUUAGGAGACAAAUUGAAAGAAUCAAGUAGAACGUUGAGAAAUAUUGAAGUCGUGUCGUUUUAAACAUCUGAGUUGAUUUUCAAAAUUCUUUCUGCCUUGUACUCAGGUUUAAGUUUCCAACCAAACUUUGCAUUUUGAUGGCUUUUCAUUUUCCUGUCAAAUGUUCUUGGCCUUAGUUUGGGGAUCUUCCAGGGUCAAGACCUACAACGCAUGGAACAUGAUGAGGGGGGCGCUGACGUGCCCUUGAGCAAGGCCGUCGGUGAUUCUUACUGUGAUUAUGUACACUGAAUGGUAGCUAUGAGACAUACUGGCAACUGUUAAUUUGUGUAUUGAGUCACUUAAUUAAUUGAAGCUGCUUUAGGAAAACCAGGAGUUAAGUGUCCCUCCGGUGGAUUCGUGAUGAUUACCAUAAUGUUACUCCAAUGUUUCCCUGCUGUUCCACUAACUCACGAGAUUUUCCUUCAUCAGGCUACGUAGUUGCCCCCUCUGCCGCCAACAACAACCCUUCCCCCAUUUUAGUGUCAGGCGGCGAUAAAGAGAUGGACUUCUUCCGCGCCGAGCAGGCUUUCAGGGGAGGGCGAGGGUGUGUGAGCGAAACAUUUUGUUAGAAUAACACCAAAACGAAACGAACACUUAAGCAAACAAACGUCGACGUCAAGUUGGCUUUUAGGGAUUAGCUAGCCUUCUCGCGCAGAUUCGGCAGCCAUGUUUUACGUCUAAAAAUUUUAAGUGUCCAUCCGCAGCUCGAUUAAUACUCAAGCGUUACUUAUUAACGAGUUAAACGUCGUCUCGAUGUUAGGUAUCGACCACUUUCAAGUAACGAACAAAUUCUCGCUUCCUCAAGUAGGUUGCCAUUACAAGCUCCCCUCCACAGUAGCCUGUGCGUGAAACACACCUCUGAUAUCCCUCCGCCGAGGGCUCGCAUUUUCCCCUUUGAAGGGGGGAGGGGGAUCUGGAUAAAAACACCCACGUAUUUACGACGGUGUUUGGCGACAAAACCCACCGCGGGGCACUAGAAUCGUCACCGCGCGGAGGAGCACUGUGAGCUGAGUCGAGCCGGGACUGUUUUCAAGCGCCUGAAUGGAGGCAGCCUCUUCCUGGUGGAUAAACAGUGACAGCUACAGGGCAGCCACCGACACCCAGCGGCCCGUCUCCGGCGCUGCCCCCGCCGAAGCACGCCGAAAACAUGGCUUCAGACAGGCCACACAUCGCGCAGUUGACUUCUGAGCUCUACUUCCUAAUCGCCCGCUUUCUCGAAGCCGGACCGUGCCAAGAAGCAGCCGAGACGCUGAUCAAGGAGGUGGAGGAUAAGGAGCUGCUGCCAAGGAGGUUGGACUGGACCGGGCAGGAACACCCCGGGACGUAUGACAAUUUGGUGAAGCUGUACCGCCACAUCAGUCCCGAGCACCUGCUGCACGUGUGCUCCAGGGUGUGUCCUCUACUGGAGCGCGAUGUCCCAGCCAGUGUGCCGGGUCUCACUAGCCUGCUGGGGGCCGGCCGACAAAAUCUCCUUCGGACCAGCAAAAGUUGUAAGCAUGUGGUGUGGAAGGGUUCGGCGCUGGCGGCGCUCCACUGCGGACGACCACCAGAGCCUCCUAUCAUCUAUGGGAGCCCAGCUAACAUCGUGGAGACCAGCCACGGCCGGCGCCUGAACGGUUCUUACCGCCUGCGCCAGCUGGUGCCCACCGCAGUGUAUCAGCACAUGAAGAUGCAUAAGAGAAUUUUGGGACACCUUUCCUCAGUCUACUGCGUUACCUUCGACAGGACUGGACGACGCAUAUUCACCGGUUCCGAUGACUGCUUGGUGAAGAUAUGGAGCACGGACAACGGGUGUCUCCUGGCAACGUUGCGUGGGCACGCUGCCGAGAUCUCCGACAUGGCGGUGAGCUACGAGAACACCAUGAUCGCCGCCGGCUCCUGCGACAAGGCCAUCCGCGUGUGGUGCUUGCAGACGUGCGCCCCGCUAGCUGUGCUGGAGGGCCACGCCGCCUCUAUCACUUCUCUUCAGUUUUCUCCUCUGUGUUGCGGCUCCAAGCGCUACCUGUCCUCCACGGGUGCUGACGGCACCAUCUGUUUCUGGCAGUGGGACGCACGCACACUCAAGUUCGGUCAGAGGCCAAGUAAGUUCACUGAGCGUUCCAGACCGGGUGUCCAGAUGAUGUGCUCCUCCUUCAGCGCAGGUGGAAUGUUUCUGGCUACGGGAAGCACGGAUCACAUCAUCAGAGUGUAUUACUUUGGCUCAGGACAACCGGAGAAGAUCUCGGAACUGGAGUCGCAUACGGACAAAGUUGACAGCAUCCAGUUCUCACACUGCAGCGAUCGGUUUGUGAGUGGCAGCAGGGACGGCACGGCGCGCAUCUGGCAGCUGCAGCCUCAAGGCUGGAGGAGCAUCCUGCUGGACAUGCAGACUAAAUUACCAGGGAAGUACAACCCACCACCACUAGAAGACAAGGUGACCAAGCUAAAGGUCACCAUGGUGGCGUGGGAUUGCCACGACAGCACGGUGAUAACAGCAGCCAACAACCUGACUCUGAAGGUCUGGAAUUCCAUCACUGGGAACCUGGUUCACGUCCUGAUGGGUCACGAGGACGAGGUGUUUGUACUGGAGCCGCACCCCUUCGAUCCCCGAAUCCUAUUCUCGGCGGGGCACGACGGCAAUUGUAUCGUGUGGGACCUGGCCAGAGGCGUCAAGAUCCGAUCCUACUUCAACAUGAUCGAAGGUCAAGGGCACGGGGCGUUGUUUGACUGCAAGUGUAGUCCGGAUGGGCAACAUUUUGCCGCCACCGACUCCCAUGGUCACCUGCUGAUCUUUGGCUUCGGCUCCAGCGGGAAGUAUGAUAUGAUCGCCGACCAGAUGUUCUUCCACACCGACUACCGGCCGCUAAUCCGCGACGCCAACAACUACGUGCUGGACGAGCAGACCCAGCAGGCGCCUCACCUCAUGCCACCCCCCUUCCUGGUGGACGUGGACGGCAACCCCCAUCCGCCCCGAUACCAGCGGCUGGUCCCCGGCCGGGAGGGCUGCCGGGACGAGCAGCUAAUCCCGCAGAUGGGUGUCACCUCCUCGGGCUUAAACCAAGUGGUCAGCGAGCAGGCGGUGGAUGGCUCCAGUCCUCUGGAUACCAUGAUCCAGAGAUUACAACAGGAACAGGACCAGAGGCGGGGCUCCAAUGAGACACCUGCUGCUACCGGUCCUGGCGCCGCUGCUGCUCUUACCGCAAGCUCCCGAGUCAGCAGAGGGUCUGUGAGUUCUCCGACAGAGGUGCAUUCGCCACCCAACGUGGGCCUCCGUCGCAGCGGGCAGAUCGAGGGUGUGCGGCAGAUGCACAGCAACGCCCCGCGUAGCCAGAUGGCCACCGAGGGAGACUUGGUGGCCUGGAGCCGCCGGGUGCUGGUGCCUGAGCUGGAGGACGCUUCCGUCAGGAAACAGGUGAACUGGCGAGAGGCUAAAGGGGAGGAGGAGAUCAACAUUUACCAGUCGGAACGCCGGAGACGCACCAUCCACUCCCUGCCCAAGGAGAGCAGAGUUCAUCCAACUUCAGAGAGCGUGUCUGACGAGGGGAGGCGCAGUCAGGGUAACCAUGGUUACCAGACCCGGGCAGCCGUGGAGGAGACGAGCCGCCAGAGUGCCGAGGUGGCUGACGAUGACGACAGCAACUCCGAGGGCGAGACAGAGGUGCGGCAGAUCAAUGGGCACUCGUCAGAGGAGGAGAAGGAAGAGGAGCAAAAAGAACCAUGGCCGGAUGAUCACAGCAGUUCGAGCGACUACUCCAGCGACUACUCGGAUUGGACGGCUGACGCGGGGAUCAACUUGGAGCCGCCCAAGAAAAGCGUGAAGGUGAAGAAGAAGAGCAGCAGCUCUGAAGAGGACAGCGACAAGAAGCGUGACCCCAAGAAAGAACGCAAGAAGGACAAAGCCGACAAAGAUGGCGCGCUACCAAAGAAAAAGACGCCAAAAGAGAAAAGGAAGAGGGCAGAGCUUCAGGAGCAAGGGCUAACUUUGGAGGAGUGGCUUCCCUCUUCCUGGAUCACGGACCUGCUUCCCAGAAGAUGUCCUUAUAUUCCACAGAUGGGAGACGAGUUGUACUACUUCCGUCAGGGCCACGAGGCAUACGUGGAGAUGGCCAAACAAAAAAAGAUUUACAGCAUCAACCCUAAGAAGCAACCUUGGCACAAGAUGGAGCUACGGGAGCAGGAACUGAUGAAGAUUGUGGGGAUUAAGUAUGAGGUGGGCUUGCCCACAUUAUGCUGCCUCAAGUUGGCCUUCCUAGACCCGGACACCGGCAAACUGACUGGAGGAUCCUUCUCAAUGAAGUACCACGACAUGCCGGACGUCAUCGACUUCCUGGUGCUCCGGCAGCAGUUUGACAAUGCCAGAAAGAGGCAGUGGAGUAUUGGUGAUAGGUUUCGCUCUGUGAUCGACGACGCCUGGUGGUUCGGCACCAUCGAGAGUCACGAGCCGUUCCAGCUGCAGUACCCGGACAGCCUGUUUCUGUGCUACAAUGUCUGCUGGGAUAAUGGCGACACGGAGAAGAUGAGUCCCUGGGAUAUGGAGCUCAUUCCUGAUGAGGCGUCCUUCCCGGAUGAAUUGGGCACAAGUGUUCCGCUCACGGAGGAGGAGCAUCGCGAUCUCCUGUACGUGCCGUUGGACGGCGAAUGGGGCUGCCGCACUCGCGCCGACGAGUGCGAGCGGAUCAUCAGCGCCAUCGACCAGCUCUGCACCCUGGACAUAGCGGCGCCUUUUGCUUUCCCGGUGGACCUUCAAGCCUACCCCACCUACUGCACGGUGGUGGCUUAUGUCACAGACCUCAGCACCAUACGCCAAAGGCUGGUCAACCGCUUUUACAGGCGUCUGUCGUCUUUGAUGUGGGAAGUUCGUUACGUGGAGCACAACGCGCAGACGUUUAACGAGCCGGGCUCCUUCAUCGUCACCACGGCCAAGUUUGUCUCCGACCUCAUGCUGCAGUUCAUCAAGGACCAAAGUGUGACAGACCUAAUGCCACUCUACAAAACCCUGAAGAAGGCCACCUUCUCGGACUCUGAAGACGAGGAGGAGGAUGAGGAAGACGAGGACACCAGUAUGCCAGGAACCUCCACGCAAAACCAGAAGGAGCGGCGUCUAACACGGCAGCGACUGCGCACGCGACCACCUUCGUACGACCCUCAAGCGUGGCGAGGGCGCUGCAAGGAGCUACUGGACCUCAUCUUCCAGUGCGAGGACUCCGAGCCCUUCCGAGAACCCGUAGACCUGCAGGAGUAUCCGGAUUACCUCCAGAUUGUCGACUCGCCAAUGGACUUUGGCACUGUCCUCAACAUGCUGACUACAGACAAGUACCAGACGCCCAUCCAGCUCUGCAAGGAUGUGCGCCUCAUCUUCAGCAACUCCAAAGCGUACACGCCCAGUAAGAAGUCCAGGAUCUACAGCAUGAGUCUGAGGCUGUCUGCACUCUUCGAGGAGCACAUGAGCUCCAUCCUUGCUGAUUACCAGGCCAUCCACGGCCUGACGGACAAGCUGACCCGACGGACUGCCGAGCGCCAUGCCCAACAUUCAACCCCCGACCAGCGACCCACGCGGCACAACGUGAAGAGACGUCGCCGCAGCGAGUCUCCUCCCAGCAGCGCGGCUUCCAGCCCAGAGAGGAAGAGGCGCGUCUCGUCCCGAGUGACCAGCAGGCGUGAGCCUUCGCCACCUCCCUCACGGCCCCCCUCCUUGAGACAGAACCUCCCCCCAAAGUACACGCCGCCGCUGCUUAACGGGAAGAUGGACACGCCAGCAGCGGGACGCACGCGCAGCGCCGCAAGACACAUUGCACACUCGCCGCCCCCCUCAGCGUCUACGAACAUUUCCAGCGCCACAGAGUCGACCCGCUCGCUGAGAACGCACAAUUAUGUCUCUGCUUCCACGCCGCCUGCAGCAGCUGAGAGGACGACACCGUCUUCGGCUGGAGAAGGUGGCGUGACCGGAAGCACUCGGCGGAAACCAAGGACACCUGUAAGACGUGAAUCAGGGUCUCCUGAAAGCCUCCCCUCCCAGAGCACAGCCCUCCUGAAUGGCCACGGCGGUCACAUGACGGCUGGAGUGGGAAGGAGGGGUCGCAAAUCCCGAGCGGACCCGCCAGCAGACCCGGCGACUCCGACCAGCCCCUCCAGGAGGCGCGGUCGACCCCCGGGCAAGAAACGAGGCAGGAGGAGCAAAGACGACCAUGCCAGCCCCACCCCUGAUGAUGAGCUUGACCAAUCCACUGGCGACGAGGGCGGCGCGUCAACAGCGGCCACGUCAGACUCUGGCACGCCGAGAAAGAGGGGCCGGCCACGGUCCCUCAGAACUGAGGAGAUGACACCGCCCCCACCUCUCCCUACUCCUCCUCCGCUUUCUCCGCCUCCUCCUACCACCUCGGAGACACCUGAGCCUUUGCCGCUGAGGAGGAGCAGCCGCAGAGCGCACGAGGACGUUAUGUCCAUGCCACGGACGCAAAGAGGCACUCGGAGGGAUGGGGCUGCGGAUCACCAGGAGGAGGAAGAUGAGGAGGAGGAUGAGGCGGUGGGCUCGAUGCGCACCCGUAACCAGGGGCGACGCUCAGCCUGGUAUGUCGAGGAUGACUCGGAGGAGGAGCAGAGGCAACUGCUCUUUGAGGACUCCUCCAUCACCUUCGGAACCUCUUCCAAGGGACGCGUACGCAAGCUGACAGAGAAGGCCAAGGCCAACCUGAUUGGCUGGUAGCCCGACAUAGACAUUCGUGCGCGCGCACACACACGCAAGCCCCUUUCACACUACCCAUCACAGCCUGCUGAUUUCUGUGGGCUUGAAAAAGCUUUGGAUAAAAAUAACAUUUUCUGAAAAGACUCAAAAGUAGCGGUUUUACUUUUGGGGAUUUUUCCCACCAUAUUCUGAUCUUUUUUUUCUCUCUCUUCCAAGAGGAAGGCUGAAAUUUUUAAAUUUUCAUCACGGAAACGCUUUUUUUUUUGUCAUGCAGCAAUUUUGCGGAAAUGCUGUGCAAGGGGCCACACACACACACACACACACACGCUCUCAUUGGCCCAGCUGCUGCUAAUCCAAGCUGUGCCCCCCUGCCCUCCUUCCUCCUCCUCAAGUAUUGGUCCAUGUUGGACCCCACACUUUCUCCCUUGUCUUCGUACUUGAAAGAAAAGCCGCAGGAGGAGUGCUUGCUUUACAGAACUGUACUGUCGUCAGUGGAUGGGCGGGGGUCAAAAACUCCCACUUGAGCCCAGAACGUUUCCCCUGUCCCAGAACAUUUUUAUAAAUCCCCCUGACUGCUUUUUUCUUUUUCUAACAUUUGUACAUGAUGCUUCGCCCUCUGCUGGAAGUCUUAUGUGUUGCUGUCCAAUGAAAAGCAUGACACUUCCUGUUUGUGCCCAAAAAUUAUACACACUUUUUUCUUGGACUUUUUUGCCAAUUUCUUUUUUUUUUUAUAACGAUACUUGUAAAACUUUUGGUGAUGCAUUGCUUUACAGUGGACAACAACAAAAUUGAAAUGUGUGUGAGUCUGCUCAGAAAAAAAUGAGUGUUUGCUGUCCAGUGAAAAUUAGGUACCGUAUUUACAAAGUUGGUAAUUUAAAUUUGUAGCCCCUUCCACAAACUAUUUUAAUCAUGAAUUUGUUUGAUUGCAUUUUGUUUGUGAAAGGAAAUUUGUGGCGAUGCAUGUAGUAUGUGUGCGUGUUGUCGUCCAAUGAAAAACUUGUAUCGUGACAAAAUUUUAUUGACUAUUUUCAAUUUGUCAAGAAAUUACAAUAUUUCACUUGUCAUUUUGCUAUUAUCAGUAUGAAUAAUUGGCGAAAAGUCAUCUACUUUUUUUUGUUUCAUAGCAAAAAUACUUUUUUAAAUCACAAAAACGUUUUGUUAGUAAUCGUUUUUCAUGAAUCACAGAAAAACCUUUGGAGAUCGUUGCUUUUCAGUGGACAACAACAUCACCAUCAUGUGUAUGGGUCCCUGCCAAAUGGGGAACAAAAAUGCUUGCAUUAAAAAAAAACAAAAAACAAAACUUCAUAACCAAAAUUUUGGAACGUUUUCUCUGCCAUUCUGGAAAGGAAAACAACAUGGCCAAAUUUGGAGAAUUUUUGCUUUUCUACAAAAAACACAAUGUGUGUGUUUGUGUGUGUAUAAUAUAUAUAUAAUAUAUAUAUAUAUAUAAUCUCACACACACACUCUUUUCCUUAGAUAAUUGGAUGCGUGUGCUGAAAUACCAAAUGUUGUACUGUUGGUCCCGAAGGGUUAUAUUAUGUUUUGUUGCGUGUCAACAUGGACGAUAAGAGCUCAUGUGUAGGUCCUACUGCAUUAGCAAUGUGCCUUUAAGUCUUUGAUGCGUAUGUAUGUGUUUGUGAGAGAGACACACGAACAAAAGUUGUGUAUUUAUUAGAUCAUGUGACUUAUAUCACGUAACCAACGCUAUAGCCACAUGCACUUAUUCCCCACACAGCUUCAUCGCAAUGUGCUUUUUACUGUAUUUUUUUCAGUGUUGUGACCACACACACACACACACACCACAUCCUUUUAAAGCAAAUUCUGUCAAAUUGGCGAGUGUCAUAGUCGUGGUCUGUGCUGGUGUGUCUUGAUAAAUCCUAUCGGGACCUUUUUAAGAGGUCGUUUCGCUUCCAGGACCAGGCCAGGCUGGAUUCUCAUCAAACAAAAUGUCCGUCCUCCUCUUCCAUUCUCUAACGUUAACUCCAUGGAUUAUUUGUGUACUGCGUCAGAUAAUUGAUAUUUUGGACACACUUGUACUUUGAAUGUGACUUUGACAUUUUGAUUGACUGGCCCUGAAAGUACGUUGUUUCAUGCAUGUUGUGGUCCAAAGUGUCACACAUUACAUUACACAUUCAGUGGAACCUCUAAAA
Hippocampus zosterae (dwarf seahorse) is the source of this 10438-nucleotide messenger RNA. RefSeq names its product pleckstrin homology domain interacting protein (gene phip). Gene Ontology annotation, cellular component: nucleus. The transcript has 41 exons. Gene Ontology annotation, molecular function: protein binding. Bases 2775 to 8309 code for a protein of 1844 amino acids. The record is from RefSeq and is a predicted model, not a curated record. NCBI's taxonomy places the organism in Eukaryota, Metazoa, Chordata, Actinopteri, Syngnathiformes, Syngnathidae. Gene Ontology annotation, biological process: regulation of transcription by RNA polymerase II; regulation of cell shape; cytoskeleton organization.